AUGUGGCAGGGCUACAAAGAAAAGCACAGCCGCGAGCUGCCUAGUGACACGAGCCUACCAGACGAGCUAAAUAACUUCUAUGCUUGCUUCGAGGCAAGCAACACUGAAGCAUGCGUGAAAGCGUCAGCUGUUCCAGAAAACUGUGUGAUCACGCUCUGUGUAGCUGAUGUGAAUAAGACCUUUAAACAGGUCAACAUUCACAAGGCCGCAGGGCCAGACGGAUUACCAGGACGCUGUCUCAUCGUUGUCGGUGAUCAGGCCUACCACCUUCGUGUCGUCUGCAAACAUAAUUGUGGCGUUGGAGUCAUGCGCAAACAGGGAGAACAGGAGGGGACUAAGCACACACCUCUGAGGGGCCCCGUGUUGAAGGUCAUUGCAGUACCCUCACCACCAGGGCCGGCCCUCAGGAAGUCCAGAACCCAGUUGCAGAGGGAGGUGUUUAAUCCCAGACUUCAUUCUUCUUUCACUCACGAGGUGCUGGACAUAGGUGAGAGCUUUGCCAUCCCUGAUGAGUUCACAGAGGAGGAGAAGACCUCUGGUGGCUGGUGGAAACAGCUGGCUGCCGGGGCGAUGGCUGGGGUGGUCUCUCGCACAGGCACCGCCCCCCUGGACAGGGUGAAGGUCUUCAUGCAGGUCCACUCCUCCAAGUCCAACCGGGUCACCCUGCUGGGAGGAUUCAAGCAGAUGAUUAAGGAAGGGGGCGUGGCCUCAUUAUGGCGAGGGAACGGGGUCAACGUGUUAAAAAUAGCCCCUGAGACUGCUAUCAAAUUCAUGGCCUACGAACAGUAUAAGAAGCUGCUGACACCAGAGGGAGGGAAGGUCCAGACCCACCAGAGGUUCAUGGCUGGCUCUCUGGCAGGAGCCACCGCCCAGUCAUCCAUCUACCCCAUGGAGGUGAUGAAGACCAGACUGACUCUGGGGAAAACUGGCCAGUAUAAUGGAAUGUUUGACUGUGCCAAGAAGAUUCUGAGGAAAGAGGGCAUCAAAGCCUUCUAUAAAGGCUACACUCCCAACAUGAUCGGCAUCAUUCCCUAUGCUGGCAUCGACCUAGCUGUUUACGAGAGCCUGAAGAAUGCAUGGUUGUCCCGCUAUGCCAAAGACACAGCCAACCCUGGCAUCUUGGUGCUGUUGGGCUGUGGCACCAUCUCCAGCACCUGUGGCCAGCUGGCCAGCUACCCCCUCGCCCUGCUUCGCACACGCAUGCAGGCACAAGCAACUCUGGAAGUGUCGGACAAGUCCACCAUGACUGGACUGAUGAAGGGGAUCAUGGCUAACGAGGGUUUCUUUGGACUGUACCGGGGUAUCCUGCCCAACUUCAUGAAAGUGAUUCCUGCUGUGAGCCUCAGCUAUGUGGUCUACGAGUACAUGAAGACCGGCCUGGGGAUCUCCAAAUGACGCAGGGACAGUCAGACAGGAUGUUCAGUCUAGGUGUUUUUGGACAGUUUAGUUGGAACUUAGUGAUCAGCACAGACUUUUAUGAUCUCACGUGGACAACCAAACGUUGCCAUCUUGUUAUCACUCUGUGUACUGGGCCUUACGAGGAGAACCAUGAAAUCAAGUUUGGGUCUGAGAUAGGCCAUAGCAUUAGACUCUCCAAAAAUGAUGCUCUCCUCUUUAACUCAAGGUGAAAUUCCAAUAUGGUGCAAUAUACCUGUCAAGAACUGCAUUAUGGAUCUUAAAACAUAGAGGACGAGGUAUCGAUGUCUUCCGGUGAACACUGAACGAGGUUCAAGAGCUUUGUCCAAACUAUUUUUAUUCCACUGUGAUGUUAGACGCUCCAUGCGCACAUUUUAGAGAAUCCCACACUACUACAGUUUGCUAUAGAAUUCUGUGGUAAAUUGUAGUCUGGGUACCAGUCAAUUUAGCUAACGUUCCACUACCUGUACUCCGUGUCAUAUGCCUAAGAUAUAUUUAAAGAAUGAAGAAAGACCUGUCUCUUUGGCAUAUCACGUGGAGUAGGCUACAAGGAGUGGAAUGUUAGCUAAAUAGACUGGUCCCCAUCAUCAACGAUCACUCGGGUUGAGUAUGAUUGUCCUCCUGGUGGGUCCUGCUUGUGGGUCUUCAGAUGGCUGAAGAGGCCGAUCCGGGAGCCACAUAUUUUGAUGCGUUAUGGGCCAGGGUGAGUGGUGGUGGUGGUGGGUGGGCGUUCUUGAUGGGAAGUCUGUCCUUUAAAAGUUGCCACUUGUCCUCUGCGGCACGACAGAGAUUUUCUUUGUACCAUGCAACUUCGUCAUGGACAGCUUUUCUCCAUGUCGACCUGUCGAGGAGUGGAAUAUUAGCCAAAAAGGCUGGUACCCAGGCUAAGUAAACUGUAGAAUACUAUACUACACACGGUAGUA
Molecule: messenger RNA, 2339 nt
Organism: Oncorhynchus masou masou (cherry salmon)
Lineage: Eukaryota; Metazoa; Chordata; Actinopteri; Salmoniformes; Salmonidae
Product: mitochondrial adenyl nucleotide antiporter SLC25A24-like
Exons: 8
Coding region: 1-1395 (464 amino acids)
Biological process (GO): ATP transport; ADP transport; transmembrane transport
Cellular component (GO): mitochondrial inner membrane
Molecular function (GO): ATP transmembrane transporter activity
Source: RefSeq, a predicted model, not a curated record